Molecule: messenger RNA, 4122 nt
Organism: Dromaius novaehollandiae (emu)
Lineage: Eukaryota; Metazoa; Chordata; Aves; Casuariiformes; Dromaiidae
Product: nuclear receptor subfamily 2 group F member 1-A
Exons: 3
Coding region: 72-1328 (418 amino acids)
Biological process (GO): positive regulation of transcription by RNA polymerase II; cell differentiation; anatomical structure development
Molecular function (GO): zinc ion binding; nuclear receptor activity; RNA polymerase II cis-regulatory region sequence-specific DNA binding
Source: RefSeq, a predicted model, not a curated record
GCCCCCCGCCCCUGCGCGCGGCGGCCCGCAGCGAGACGCGCCGCUCCCCGGCACUUCCGCGGGCCCGAGAUAUGGCAAUGGUAGUUAGCAGCUGGCGCGAUCCGCAGGACGACGUGGCCGGCGGCACCCCGAGCGGCCCCAACGCCGCCGCGCAGCCGGCCCGGGAGCAGCCGCCGCAGCAGCAGGGCGGCUCGGCGGCGCCGCACACGCCGCAGACCCCCAGCCAGCCGGGGCCGCCCUCCACGCCGGGCGCGGCCGGCGACAAGGGCCCGGGGCAGCAGGGCUCGGGCCAGAGCCAGCAGCACAUCGAGUGCGUGGUGUGCGGGGACAAGUCCAGCGGCAAGCACUACGGCCAGUUCACCUGCGAGGGCUGCAAAAGUUUCUUCAAGAGGAGCGUCCGCAGGAACUUAACGUACACAUGCCGUGCCAACAGGAACUGUCCCAUCGACCAGCACCACCGCAACCAGUGCCAGUACUGCCGCCUCAAGAAGUGCCUCAAAGUGGGCAUGAGGCGGGAAGCGGUUCAGCGAGGAAGGAUGCCGCCCACCCAGCCGAACCCGGGCCAGUACGCGCUGACCAACGGGGACCCCCUCAACGGGCACUGCUAUCUCUCGGGAUACAUCUCGCUGCUGCUGCGCGCCGAGCCCUACCCCACCUCCCGCUACGGCAGCCAGUGCAUGCAGCCCAACAACAUCAUGGGCAUCGAGAACAUCUGCGAGCUGGCCGCCCGCCUGCUCUUCAGCGCCGUCGAGUGGGCCCGCAACAUCCCCUUCUUCCCCGACCUGCAGAUCACCGACCAGGUGGCCCUGCUGCGGCUCACCUGGAGCGAGCUCUUCGUGCUCAACGCCGCGCAGUGCUCCAUGCCGCUGCACGUGGCCCCGCUGCUGGCCGCCGCCGGCCUCCACGCCUCGCCCAUGUCCGCCGACCGCGUGGUGGCCUUCAUGGACCACAUCCGCAUCUUCCAGGAGCAGGUGGAGAAGCUCAAGGCGCUGCACGUCGACUCGGCCGAGUACAGCUGCCUCAAGGCCAUCGUGCUCUUCACCUCAGACGCCUGCGGCCUGUCGGACGCGGCGCACAUCGAGAGCCUGCAGGAGAAGUCGCAGUGCGCCCUGGAGGAGUACGUGCGGAGCCAGUACCCCAACCAGCCCAGCCGCUUCGGCAAGCUGCUGCUGCGGCUGCCCUCGCUGCGCACCGUCUCCUCCUCCGUCAUCGAGCAGCUCUUCUUCGUCCGCUUGGUAGGUAAAACCCCCAUUGAAACCCUCAUCCGAGACAUGUUACUGUCUGGGAGCAGCUUCAACUGGCCUUACAUGUCCAUCCAGUGUUCCUAGAGCCCGGCCCGCACCCCCGGUACGGACACUGCGGAGCGGCACAGGCGGGAGCGCACGCACCGAGGGGCAGUUGGGGUGCAGGGGGGGCCCGGGACGCGGGCGGGCCACCAAAGACCCGAUCCCCGAGGGGGAUCACGCGCGUGGCCGUGUUUGGGAGGCAGAGAAAGGACCUGGUGUCUGUGGAGGUUUUUGGAGAGGAGGAACAACAACAACAAAAAAAAAGACAAAAAGCAAAAAAAAAAAAAAAAAAAAAAAAGAGGACCGAGGGGAUUUUAAUAAAACCAGAAGGAGAAUAAUGGAUCUUCCAGGAUUUAUUGAGGACUGAUGUGGAUAUAUUCUGUACAGAAACAAUCAGACAAACAAAAGCGCUGGAGCCGAACUGAACCUUGUGUAGAAAGCAGAACAAACAAACAAACAAGAAACCCCACACGCAAACACUUACCACGAACAUUGUUACUCAUUUUGUAAGAUAUUAGUCUUUAUUUUCAUUUUUUGUAAAACUUAAAACAUCGUAUGCGCAUAAAGGAAAAAAAGAAACAAGAAUUAGGGGAAAAUAACAUUUUCCAAAUAAUUAUAAAAAAUUGUCCUGUGUCUAUGUAUCUAUAUCUGUUUUGUAUUUUUUUCUGGUUCCAAACCAGGUUUUCUGUGAUUCUAUACUAAUAAUUUUUGAUAUAACCCUUUGCUUCUUAUAAUGAGUGCGAUAUAUGUUGUCGAAGCUGUUCUUCAAGAAUUAAAAUUGAAGUGAGAAUUUAAACAAAAAUAAAAGAAUUUAGCAAAAAAAAUCAACUUAUCACCCCACAACCCAUGAGUCUUGUUGCUUGAAACAUGCCAACAGUUCACCGAAAAAAAAACCCAAAAAUGUACUCCCUCGAUCUUUAACUACUAUACUGGCGUUGGAAGGGAGAACUUAAAAAUGCUUGUUAGGGGAAACAAAGUUGUAUAAACCACGUGAUGUUCCAAAACUGACUUGACUGUGGGAGUUCAGGGCUGAGUUGUCGAGGCCUAGGAAGAGACGACUGGAGACAGAGGCAGCGCAGUGCCGUAGGUGAACUCACCCCGCCUGGGCUGUGCUGUAGACGUUUCGCCACGGUUUACGUGCGUGUCGCCCUGGCCUGCACGUUUGGAGCCACCUUUUCCCGUCAGCCGGAGUUUCUGCUGAGUUCACACCCGGCUGUUUCCCUGUAGCGUUCAUGGCACGGACUGCAGUCGCUGUGCGCUGCCCUGGCCGUGCGGAGGUGCCCAGCGCACGGCGUGCCGCGGUCACGGCUCCGGUUGCUCGCUUGCUACGGGCUUGGUGGUCGGGGGGGCGGUUUCUUUCCCCAGGGAGUCGAGGACCGGGAGCGGGUGCUCUGAGCCGUGUGCCUGUGUGUUGCGUGGGCUGUGGGCUGACAGACCGCCCUUGUCCCUCGCUCCGGCCACCGCUGCGUGCGAGCAGUGUUCCCAGCCCGGUAACACCGAAACCUGCCCGGGGGGUUGCUCGUCGCGGGGGAGCGAGCGCGGUCCGUGCGCGCUGGGCUGCGCGUGUGGGUGCGCACUGCGGCCGUGCACACCACACGGACAGUGACUGCGUGUGCGCACACCCCAUGUGAAGCACUGUACCUACAGCAGGAACCGGAGAUGUGUGCCAAAAGCCCUGUAUCGUUGGGGUUUGGUUUUUUUGUUUUUUUUUUUUUUUUUUUUUUUUGUAAAGAAAAUUAAAAAUCGUUUCUGUAAUGGAGCUCCUUUGAAGGUAAAGGCUUCACAAUGCUUCUAGCUGGUGGUGCAGAUCUCUGUAACAGCUUUCAGUGCAUUAAUGUUUUAUAGGAUCUGAGACGGAGCUGUAAGAACACAUACUACCAAGGGAGCUCUUUCUUAACGUAUUAAUAAAGCUGGAUCUUUAAAAAUAACAUUCCCCCCCACACGCAGACACCUCCUGCGCCCUCCAAACAAACCCGGAUGAGGCAGGCUUUUCAAUUUGUGGAGUCAUUGGCAAUGUUUUUCUUUUAAUUUGCUGUCCUCCAUACUCUCCAGAUUUUUUUUUUUUUUUUUUUUUGCAUUAACAAGAUCCUUCAAUCCAACCCGCUUGGGGUUUUUAAUAUUCUAGGCGCAGCAGAUCCGAGGCGAGAGCAGCUCUAUACAGUAGGCUCUUAUAGCUGGAUAAUCAACAUCGCGAGCAGAUCCUCUGUGGGGGGAGAGGCCAUUUCGGUGGGGAGACGCGGCCUGUAUUCAUAGGUGCUGUAGUGGGGGGGCUGGCGGCUUCAAACCUGGGCACACAAGGACGGAGAUCAGCACCUCCCCGCCCGGCUCACACGGACGCUACAUAGGCGACAGCUUUGCUGCUGGCAGCGGCCGCCCCCCCACCCCCCCCACCCCCGGCGGAGGGGUCCCGGGCUCCCGGCGCUGCCGGGGGGGCACCGAGGCGCCCAGCCCCGGGAUGUGCUCGGGCAGCUCCUCGGCGUUGCCUGUCGGUGGGGCGGGUGACUGGGGACCCAGCUGGACUAGCGGUAGAAAAAAGCGGGGGGUGGGAAGGGGGGGAAAAAGGAAAAUAGAAAAAAAAAGAAAAAAAGCUCUCGGUUUCUUCCAAUGAGAUGUAAAUAUAUUCAUUACAGUGUUAUCCCACUGAUGAAAACAGAUAAACUUUUUCGUAGGUCAGAAACGUAUUUUUCAAUUAAUUUUCAUAUUUAUGAAUAAUAAUAAUCCACCUAUUGCCAAGAAACUUGCAGGUGUAGAGGAGGUGUACGAGAUGCACUUAUUUUCAUGUAUGUGCCUAGAACGAAGUGUUUCAAUCCCUUAUUAAACUUUGCUUAUAAGACGG